ACAUUUCCCAUCUGUGUAGGACGUCAUCACUCAAUGACACCUGCGUACAGUGCCGCAAAAGACCAGGGAAGACAAGUAAAAAGGGAGACAGAGGAAAACAACACGCGAAAGAAAGGAAUGUGUAUCAAGCAACAAAACGAAUUAUAGUCGCUGAACACUUACUCACCGAACUAGCGAACUAUACACAGCCUCUUGGCUCGUGAAUUUGUAGAAGAAUUUGCCAAACGCGGUUUGGCGAGCUAGCUAACGUCGUUAACAACAAGUAUUCUUUCUUCCUACGCGUUAGCAACGCAGCUAGCUAGCUACCAAGAGGAUACGCGUGUGUGACCCAGACAAGAGCCGAGAAAACACGUAUUUUGGACACACCAUGAAUCCUGAAUAUGACUACCUGUUCAAGCUGCUUCUGAUCGGCGAUUCAGGGGUGGGCAAGUCUUGCCUCCUGCUUCGAUUUGCGGAUGACACCUACACGGAAAGUUACAUAAGCACCAUCGGCGUGGACUUCAAAAUCCGAACUAUUGAAUUGGACGGCAAGACUAUCAAACUACAGAUUUGGGACACUGCUGGUCAGGAGCGGUUUCGCACCAUCACCUCCAGCUAUUACAGAGGAGCCCAUGGUAUCAUCGUUGUCUAUGAUGUAACAGAUCAGGAGUCUUACAACAAUAUAAAGCAGUGGCUGCAGGAAAUCGACCGCUAUGCCAGUGAAAAUGUCAACAAGCUGCUGGUGGGUAACAAGUGUGACCUCACCACCAAGAAAGUAGUAGACUACACAACAGCCAAGGAAUUUGCUGACUCCCUAUCCAUCCCCUUCCUCGAGACCAGUGCUAAGAACGCAACCAACGUGGAGCAAUCCUUCAUGACCAUGGCGGCUGAGAUUAAGAAGCGCAUGGGGCCCGGGGCCACGACAGGAGGAGACAAACCCAACCUGAAGAUUGAUAGCACCCCAGUAAGGCAGUCUGGAGGAGGAUGCUGUUAGGACUGCCCUGUCCCUUCCUCUCAACUCCAGAGGCCCAGGGGUAGAGUGACAGUACUGGGGUGGAGCUGACAGAACAGGAAAAUAUGGUGAUGGAGGUGGUGGGAUCUUCAAGAACUGACUGACAUUUUUUUCAUUAUUUGUUUUUCUCAUCUUGACUUAUGCCCAUAAUUAAGUGAGAAGGGUUUGUGCCCAAGGAGCAGUCCCCCCCCAACACACUCUUUUUAUUCACAAAUAUGCACAGAAUUGGAAACAUCUUUGAAAAAUGUGGUUGGCGUUGUUAGGCAUGAAAAAUGUUUUUAGCUAUUCAAGCACUAAUCCAGUAUCUAUCUGUAGCACUGGCUGUUUAAACACACACACACACACACACACGUGGUCGAAAGAAAUCAUGGCUGUUCUUUCAACUAUGGCUGACUACAUAACUACCCUUUAUGGCCUUUGUGGUUCCUAGUCAGACUGCUGAUCGUUGAAGGUGAAAUAAGAGGGACCAUUGUGCCAGUUAAACCAGAGGCUUUAUGGACACACUCCAGAGGAAAAAUAGUGAAGACGAGCGCCGUUUGUAUCAUCUGUCCUUUCGGGAAUUGAGAUUCAAAUUUGGAAGUUGUCAUUGGGCCCAUGCGCAUAAUAUAUAGGUUGUAAUAGGGUUGCUGUUGAGGAGAAAGAGAAGACGGGGUGAAGUAAAUAACAGGCUUUCUAUCAUAACAAAGUUCAAAGUGGGGACAACAUGGCAAAUGGAAAUCUGCAAUCACGGCGUCCACAUCUUUAAUGUCUGUUUUAAUCGUUGUUAUAUAAUACUAUUAUUACAUGGUGGUUUUACCACUGAUUUUGUUUUGUUUUGAUUCUCUCUUCUAAUCGAGACGGUGUGUAAGCAGUAAGUGUGUUAUUGUUUUGAUUCUCUCUUCUAAUCGAGACGGUGUGUAAGCAGUAAGUGUGUUAUUGCUGUUUGAUGAAUUAGAGCAUAACCGAAGGUCAACUGCAUUUGGUUCUUUCUGUCUGGAGUGGUAGCUGGCUGUAAGCAUCAGGAGUUUUCAGGCAUGUCCAAUCCUUUAGCGUUGAGUUUGAUCUCAAGUCACAAUGCAUCCUGUACCAGUACCAUCAGACCUUUUACAUGCUCACUAUAAUACCGUAUGGACACCCUCUGGUUGAUAAGGUAACAUAUUACAGUACUAACUCAACCAUGCCAUUAGUCACCAUGGUCCAGCAUUGCAACAAGGUUUGGAUAUUUGUUAGACAAUAUUUUGGGGAGAGUAUGGCACAUUACGUAGCCUGCCACAGUUGUUUUCACGUUUAACUGCUUCCUCAAACUUUUAGUUUCGGAUAUGUCUAUUCUAAUGAUAUGUUCGGGGGGAAGAGAGAGAAUGGACCUCGGAGGAAAAAAAAUCACCAGCGUCUCAAAUUAGUAUGGGAUUUCAAGCAAGAGGAACACUUGCUUUCCUGAGUAAAUACUGUAGAGUUGAUGACUGUCUGGGAAUUCCACUUUCUUAAGCAUCACCGUUGAUAUCCUUGCCUUUUUGAUGAAGAAGUAUCUUGCGAUUGGUUGGUAAACACAAAGGUUGCUGGGUUUUUCCAUUUAGUGAAAUUUGACCCAUUUAAAUAGUUGGCUUCCUUAAUAUAUUCUCUCUGGUUUACAUUUCCCCUUUAAAUGACAAAUAGAUUAUUUCUAAUCCACUAAUUCAAUCAUUUGGCUUUUGGUCAGGGAAGCGAUAUAAUGGAAAGAUUGCGGCACGAUGGUUAUUUCUUCUUUACUGUGGACAAUGUAACAUGUUCUUAAUGCCCAGAAGAUAUUGGGAGUCCAUAGUAAUAAAGUAUAUUGUUAUUAUUGCCA
Oncorhynchus mykiss (rainbow trout) is the source of this 2795-nucleotide messenger RNA. Its product is annotated as ras-related protein Rab-1B. Gene Ontology annotation, molecular function: GTPase activity; GTP binding. The record is from RefSeq and is a predicted model, not a curated record. Lineage: Eukaryota; Metazoa; Chordata; Actinopteri; Salmoniformes; Salmonidae.